GGUAGACUUGACCCAAAGUGGCAGCUUGUAAGUGUUUACAUAGAUACACGAAGGGGGCCAGAAUGCUGCCUGGUGCCAGUUUUCCGGAGGGCCACACUGAGCAAGGGAGGGAUCAGCUUGUAUCCCCUUCGCAGGCUUCUACUUGGCCGGCUUGGUGCCACGUCGAAGGUCUCCUUAUGAGCCACGCUCACCUCUCACAAUGCACUCCAAGAGCCACCCAGAGGCAUCCCAUAGCUCUGAUUUUUUGCAUUUUGUGGGGCCAGCACUUGGUUACUGCUAACCCACCUCAGUUUGUUCCUUGGCUAGGAAGUCAUUGGCUACCAAAGGAAAAGAUGGAAGACCAUCCUGUGCCACAUUUUCACUGUGCUGUUUGUGGGGCUUCCCCUGGCCAUCUUUUACUGGAAGCCACACGUCAGAGUCCAAGCCAGAUGCAGCCGCUGCCCACUCCGCCAGGCCGACUGGGUGGUCAUCCACGACCAGUUGGGCCAGAAUUUCACAGCCAAGGUGGAAAGAGAACUGGUAGGGGAAGGCAGGCAAACAUCGUCCAGUACUUUGUCUUUGAGGGUCUGCGCUACAUCUGGAUGGAGAAAUUGCAGGCAUACUGCAGAGCAAGCAAGCUGGAUGAAAGCUGGACAUGUUUGGAUAUCCAUCUCUGCCACCACGGACUGAGCACCGAAGAACAGGCUGCCAGGAGGAAGAUCUAUGGACCAAACCUCAUCGAUGUCCCAGUACAUUCUCCCCUUCAGCUGCUGAGGGAUGAGGUCUUGAACCCAUUCUACAUCUUUCAAAUCUUCAGCAUCAUAUUGUGGUUCUGUGAGGAUUACUACUGGUACGCCAUCUGCAUCCUGCUCAUCUCAGCCAUCUCCAUUGGGAUUUCUCUCUAUGAGACAAAGAAGCAGCGCGUGACCCUGCAGAAGAUGGUGAAGGUGUCCAUCAGUGUGAAGCUCCGCAGAGCCCUUGGAGGGGGAAUUGCAGAUGAGGUGCUGGUGAGCUCCGUGGACCUUGUGCCUGGGGACUGCAUCCUGGUCCCCGCGGAGGGGAUGCUCGUGCCUUGUGAUGCGGCCUUGCUGACUGGCGAAUGCAUGGUCAACGAAAGCAUGCUGACUGGGGAGAGCACCCCGGUGAUGAAGACCCCUUUGCCCCAGGACCCUCAGGCUGCGGGCACAGCCUACUCCCCUGAGCAGCACAAGCGGCACACGCUCUUCUGCGGGACGCGGGUCCUUCAGGCCAGGUGCUACACUGGCACCGAGGUCCUUGCGGUGGUGACUCGCACAGGCUUCUGCACAGCCAAAGGCGAUCUUGUGAGUUCCAUACUUUACCCCAAACCAGUGAACUUCAGGUUUUACAAGGAUGCUGCAAAGUUUGUUAUUGUCCUCGCAGGCCUGGCUGCUCUCGGGACCGCUUACAGCAUCUACAUCCUGCACAGAAAACAGGUGGCUGCGAGCCAGAUCGUCAUCCGGGCCCUGGAUGUCGUGACGGUGGUCGUGCCCCCAGCCUUGCCGGCUGCGAUGACCGCCGGCACCAUCUACGCCCAGAGCCGCCUGAAGCAACAGGGCAUCUUCUGCAUCAGUCCGCCCCGGAUCAACCUCUGCGGCAAGGUUCGCCUGGCCUGCUUCGACAAGACAGGGACCCUCACGGAGGAUGGGUUCGACGUUUGGGGCGUUGUUCCCCGAGAGAACUGCGGCUUCUUGCCCCUGAUCCAUGAGCUGCACCGCCUGCCCGGAGGGCCCCUGCUGUCCUGCCUGGCCACCUGCCACACUGUCUCCGUCCUCAAGGGCCAGCUGGUCGGAGACCCAGCUGACCUCAAGAUGCUGGAAUCCACGGGAUGGACCCAGGAGGAGGUCGAAGGGGCCGAGGCAGAGGCCCAGGUGGCCCACACUUUUGGGACCAGAGCCUUGGUUGUGAUGAGUCCUCCAGAGCAGCCUCCGGGCACGAGGCAGGUGCUGCCGCUGGCCAUCCUCCGCCGCUUCCCCUUCGCCUCGUCCCUGCAGAGAAUGAGCGUGCUGGUGAAGCCCCCGGGAGACGCCCUGCCAGAGGUCUACAUGAAGGGCGCGCCGGAGAUCGUGGCUGGCCUCUGCACGAGCGAAUCAGUCCCCACAGACCUCUCCCAGGCGCUGUGCCGUUUCACGAGGGACGGCUUCCGGGUGCUGGGCCUGGCUUACAAGCCCGUGGUCGCCAUCGGAACCUUCGAGGAAGUCCAAGACGUGAGCAGGGACUCCGUGGAGAGCCAGAUGUGCUUCCUGGGACUCUUGGUGCUGAAGAACGUCCUCAAGGCCGAGACCACCCCCGUGAUCCACUCGCUGCGCAGCGCCGAGAUCCGGACUGUCAUGGCCACAGGGGACAAUAUGCUCACGGCCAUCAGCGUGGCCAGGAACUGCCACAUGGUAGAGGCCAAGGAGCCAGUGGUCUUUGUGAACGCCGCGCCGCCCGACCACGGCAGCCCAGCCACACUCAGGUUCACCCCUGCAGAGCAGGCCACGGAGCCCGCCGAGGGUUCCUACCAGCUGGAGAGCUACUUCCCGGAGCAGCAUGCCUGCCACUUGGCCAUGGAUGGGAAGUCCUUCGCCGUGGUCUGUGAGCACUUCCCCGACGUCCUGCCGAAGAUUCUGGUCCGGACAACAAUUUUGGCCCGGAUGCUACCUGAGCAGAAAGCUCUCCUAGUUCAGAAACUACAAGAGCUUAACUACUGCGUCCUGAUGUGUGGCGACGGGGCCAAUGACUGCGGGGCCCUGAAGGCCGCCGACGUGGGGAUCUCGCUUUCCGAAGCAGAGGCAUCCGUGGCAUCGCCGUUCACGUCCCGCACUGCCAACGUCGAAUGCGUCCCGGCCGUCAUACGGGAAGGGAGAUGCUCCCUGGUCACCUCCUUUGGGAUCUUCAAGUACAUGGCCCUCUACAGCCUGGUGCAGUUUGUCUCCGUGCUCCUCCUCUACACAAUCAACACGAACUUGAGCGAUUCACAGUUCCUCUUCUUCGACCUGGCCAUCACUUCCACGGUGGCUGCUCUGAUGGGCAGAACGGCCCCUGCCACGGGCCUGGGCCCGGCCCGCCCGCGAGGCACCCUCAUCAGUGUCCCGGUGCUGGGCAGCCUUCUGCUGCAGACGGGGCUCCUCAUCGCUGUCCAGGUUGGCAGCUACCUCAUCGCCACCUCUCAGCAGUGGUUCGUCCCGCUGAACAGCACCGUCACGGCACCGAGGAACAUCCCGAAUUACGAGAACACUGUCGUGUUCUGCAUCACCGGAUUCCAGUACCUCACGCUGGCCGUGGCCAUGUCGAAGGGCGACCCCUUCCGAAAGCCCCUGUACACCAAUGUCGUCUUCCUGAUCGCCCUGAUUGUCCUGUUCGGCCUCAUGAUCUGGCUAACACUUCACCCACUGAACUUCAUGAAGAAACUGCUGAAGCUGAAGGGCAUCGAUGACCUGGAGUUCAAGGCCGGCCUCCUCGGGAUGGCCACCAUCCACUUCUUCAUGGCGUUUGUGCUGGAGAUUCUCCUGGAGCAUGGCCUGCUCGGCUGCCUGCGGAAGUGGCGGCGGAGGACCUCGUCCAAGAAGCGCUACAAGAUGCUGGAGAGAGAGCUGCGGGAGCAGCAGCCUACCUGGCCUUUGAUGCACGAGCCCCUCUUCGCCCCCAGCAAAGCCUCCGUCGCCACCAGAUGACGCCGGCCCCCCAACUCCUGCCGCCACUGCCCCUGUACGUGCCCUGCAGGGGCUGCCGCACCGCCAUUUCUGUCCCGGCAGCCCUCUUGGCUCCUGCUCGGUCCAACUGGCAGCAUGAAAGCGAUCCAGUCUUGGCUCUCCUCAUCCCCAUUCCUGACUAAGGCCUUGGCCCCUCCUGAAAAGACUGAGGAGGGGGCCGCUCAGCUGCCCCAGAGGUGCUUGCCAGGGCUGCCCACUGCGGGCACGAAGGUCCACCGCGGCCGCUGGCAAAACCCGUGCAGGCCCUCGCGUCCCUACACAGGGCUUCCCAGUCCCUAGACAUAAUGCCCGGGCGGUGAAACUGCUCCUUGCCCUGAACGAAGUUUCCUCUCCUGCUGCCUUGUGUCCCGCCUGGAUCAUGUCCUCCACUGAUCAGCUGGGCUGUCAUUUGGGUCUGUGCUUCUGCAGGGAGAGCGCUGGCUCCAGGCUUGGCUGUGGCAAGUGUGUGAUGCGGGUCAGCCCUCCGGAUGACUCAGACGCCGGUCUGUGGAGCACCCUGCCAGGUUCAGUGCAGGACUGAGCCCCCUGCGCCGCUCUGGCACUCGCAGCUCCUCCCGCAGCACGACCUCACCUAUCCUCGGGGGGGGGGGGCACUCCGGGCCGCACCAUCUCCUUCAAGCAAGGGGCACAUCUCUGGCUCCUGUGACAGCUGCUGUUUUUCCAAAUUGUGCUGAAUUGAUCUUGAAUGGACCCUCCAAAGAUGUGGCUCAGCACAGUUCCCAGAGAGAAGGCUGCUUUUCAAACUGGAACACGUACUCAAAAGUUCCUCGCUGUCUGUCCAGCUCCAUUUCUGCGGGCUGCAAUGAUCACUACCGAGAGCCCUCUUAGGCUGCGAGGGUCUUACAGGACUGAAGAGUGCGUGCGUGCUUGCUUGCUUGCUUGCUUGCUUGCUUGCUUGCUUGCUUGCUUGCUUGCCAUGAGACUCUUCCCUGCCACCUCCCGCCAAAGCUUCUGCAAAAGGAUGGCAAGAUCCAGGAAGAGCUGAUGGUCCACACCAUUGCCAUGUGAAUUAUGAAUGUGCAUCAUAAUAAACAGAUGGUAUUUUCCUAACAA
Messenger RNA from Varanus komodoensis (Komodo dragon), 4745 nucleotides. It is a transcript of the gene ATP13A2, whose product is annotated as ATPase cation transporting 13A2. The record is from RefSeq and is a predicted model, not a curated record. Gene Ontology annotation, biological process: autophagosome-lysosome fusion; intracellular calcium ion homeostasis; regulation of mitochondrion organization. Gene Ontology annotation, cellular component: membrane. Gene Ontology annotation, molecular function: ATPase-coupled monoatomic cation transmembrane transporter activity; P-type ion transporter activity; ATP binding. Bases 63 to 3653 code for a protein of 1196 amino acids. NCBI's taxonomy places the organism in Eukaryota, Metazoa, Chordata, Lepidosauria, Squamata, Varanidae. The transcript is spliced from 26 exons.